AUGCCAUCUCCGCAAAACCAACCCCCCCACAAUGAUCAACCCGGCUCCACCACCCGUUACUCUCUCUGUCAUCUAAGUAUCGAAACACAGCCACAGCCAUCCUCAUCCAUGGUCAUGACCAUGACCAAGCCACGGCAUCCACCAAGCACCGACCCCAUCUUCAGCCAGGGAGAACCCCCCUCCCCUCCCCCCGAUACUCCGCGGCCAUUCCACACCGUCGCAACUGAUCCCGAUCCCGAACUACCUGUUGCUGAAUCCUUCGAUGAUCAUUGGGCCGAUGAGCUUCUUCAAUCUGGAUGGUUGGUAGAGGAUAAGACAGCGAUUGAGGAGGGUUAUUAUCCCUCACCACCAGCGACAGUGACUAAGAUUGUGUCGUCGGGUGUGAAGCGGAAGGCUAGGGUUUCGGUGCAUGUGCCAUCUACUCCGACGCCGAUGCGGAUGUUGGAGAGGGUUGUUUCGCAGAGGGUUAUUGGCAAGAGUGAAAGGAGAAAGAGGCAGAGAAUGGUGGCAGUGGAGGUAAGCAGGCCGAGGGGGUUUAAUCCGGAGGAGUAUGAGGAAUUGCAGAUGGAUGAGAUGAGGUGA
Molecule: messenger RNA, 582 nt
Organism: Aspergillus sclerotioniger CBS 115572
Lineage: Eukaryota; Fungi; Ascomycota; Eurotiomycetes; Eurotiales; Aspergillaceae
Exons: 1
Coding region: 1-582 (193 amino acids)
Source: RefSeq, a predicted model, not a curated record